Tinamus guttatus (white-throated tinamou) is the source of this 883-nucleotide messenger RNA. The record is from RefSeq and is a predicted model, not a curated record. NCBI's taxonomy places the organism in Eukaryota, Metazoa, Chordata, Aves, Tinamiformes, Tinamidae.
CCACCAAGCCCGCGCUGAUGUGCUGUGCGAGAGGCUGGAAAUGGAAGUGUUGAUGUUCUGGCUUUUCCCCUGGAUAUUUCAGUGCGUUUCGGUGCGGGCGGACUCCAUCAUCCACAUUGGUGCCAUUUUCGAAGGCAAUGCCGCCAAGGACGACGAGGUGUUCAAGCAGGCCGUGUCGGAUCUGAACCUCAAUGACGACAUCCUCCAGAGCGAGAAGAUCACCUACUCCAUCAAGCUCAUAGAAGCCAACAACCCUUUCCAUGCGGUGCAGGAAGCAAGAAUUGAGGUUUGCGGGGAAUCCCACUGGCAAGCCAAGUUUCCCGUGGCGGUGAGGCUGUCCUGUGGGACCGUGUCGCCCUCCUGCCCUUUGAGGGGUCUGUCAUCUCCCCCGUCCCUCAACGCACGCCGUGGCUCGUCUGCACGAUGGCUCUGCGAGCAGCUCUCCGCUUGGAGGAGGCCCGUGCUCCAUGUGCUGCUGCUUCCUGGCCCGCUCCUGCCUCCGGGGCAGAGGCUGCUCUUGUGCCCGGCCUCCAAGCAGAGGGGGCUACCAGAGGCGGAGACCUGCCGUGUUCCCCCGCGGAGAGGCCUGCUCGCGGGCGGGGAGCGCCUGCUCUCCAAGCGCAGCAGCAAAUCUCUUGGCAUUGUCUCUACCUCCUACCUGAAGUUUAACUUGAACUCUGGUUGUGCCUUUGAGAAAAAGCACAAGCAGUUUACUCCUCCGUGUGACGUGCAUCAGUUGCAUAAGCGGUGCCAGGGCCAGGCAGAGCCCUGCGCCCUGCGGCAGGGCGCCCGGGAGCCGGGAGGCCCCGGCAGGAUCCGCAGCGUCGCAGUGCGCGUGAGCCUGGUGCGACAAGGCGAGCGCCCGUGUGGGCACUGCCGCUAG